Messenger RNA from Penicilliopsis zonata CBS 506.65, 729 nucleotides. RefSeq lists its product as hypothetical. Bases 1 to 729 code for a protein of 242 amino acids. The transcript is spliced from 2 exons. The record is from RefSeq and is a predicted model, not a curated record. NCBI's taxonomy places the organism in Eukaryota, Fungi, Ascomycota, Eurotiomycetes, Eurotiales, Aspergillaceae.
AUGCCUAUGAGAUGGACUGCAGAUAAUGAUCAGCUGCUGCUGCUUAAAAUCCUCGAGACUCAUAAUCUCAGCGUUGAUACCAAGAGAGUAGCGGCUGCAUGGCGUGAGUACCCCGUUGUCACCGUUAUCACCGUUAUUAUCCUUGUGAAGGCUACUGACAUCUCAGCCGGCUCUGAGGAGGAAAAGCCCACUCCUCGCGCCAUCAGUGAGCGUCUAUUCAGAAUGCGCAAGGAAAUCAAAUCAUCCGGCACCACCCCAGACGGAGGCCACUUCAAAGUCGGCAAGGGCUCCAGCGGCGGAGGUACUCCACGCAAGCGUAACUCGCCCUCUAAUGCUGCUGGGACCCCUGGAUCUGGCAAACGCAAACGUGGUGUUGUCCCUAAGACUCCUGUCAAGAUGGAACUGGAUGAUACUGCUGUUACCCCUGCCAUCGAUCAUACCCCGACAAAAGCCCAGCAGAAUGGCAACAGCACGUCUAUCAUGGAUAUUCAGACCAUUGAAAUGGCUGAAGCCACAGUGAGCAUCAAAGAAGAACGGGUGUAUGAUCCAUAUAUUGCCAGUCCUUCUCGCCCUGCGCGGACGCGCACUCCUCGUUCCCUACCGCCUGGAAUGGUCGGGUAUGAUGCCAUGGAAGAUGAAUCAGAAGUCGACCCUGAGAGCUCUUCGACGGAGUAUCUCCCUGAAGACUCUCUGGAAAGGUUUAUUAAGGUGGAAGAUAACUACGCGUAA